AUAAUCUCAUCCAACGAAUGAGUUCACACAUUUGGGAUGGCUCAACUCAAAACGUUGAGCCAGGUAGUGUUUUGACACGCGUCAUGAUCUGGUGAUUCUCUCUUUCAAGCUGAGAAACCUGAGCCGUCAGAUCAUCUAAAUGUUUUUGUUUCUCCAUCUCUUGAGAUUUAGGAGGCAUGGCUAAGUGCCACACUUCUGUUUCAGUCCAAAUUUGGAUCCUUGAGUUUUGCUCCAAAAGAGAAUUAUGAAAAAAUCCUAUGACACAAUUCUCUCUCUCUUGGAAAAAUGCAAAACCAUGGCUGAGUUGAAACAGCUACAUGGGGUGAUGAUAACUACAUCAGUUAUCAAAAACAUCAUUCCAUUGAGUAGGAUUAUGGACUUUUGUGUUUCCCCCGAAACUGGAGAUGUCCACUAUGCAAGGUCAGUGUUUAAUCAAAUUGCUCAGCCUAAUAACUACAUUUGUAACUCAAUGAUUAGAGGUUAUUCUUUUAGUGACACUCCAAUUGAGGGUUUGAUCAUGUACAAACGUAUGCUGCAAAUGGGCAUUUCGCCAGACAAUUUUACAUUCCCAUUUGUGUUGAAAGUUUGCUCAGUAAUUGGACAUCAUUGUUAUGGAAGAUCUGUUCACAAUCGCAUUGUGAAAACCGGGUUUGAGUUAGAUGUUUAUGCUUCUACUGCUUUACUCCAUAUGUAUGCUUGUUGUUCUGACAUGGAAGCUGGUUUGAAAGCCUUUGAUAUGGUGCCUAAGUGGAAUGUGGUGGCCUGGACCAGUUUGAUUUCCGGGUUAGUAAACAACAAUCGAUUUGGUGAGGCUAUAAAGGCUUUUAGAGAUAUGGAAGAUAGAGAUGUAAAGCCAAAUGAGAUUACAUUGGUGAAUGUUUUGGUUGCUUGUGCUCGAAGUAAGGAUCUAGAGAAUGGUAAAUGGGUUCACAAUCGCAUUCGCCAUCUGGGUUAUGAUCCUUUCAUGUCAAAUCAAAAUUUCAAUGUGAUUCUAGCAACUGCCAUAGUAGAUAUGUAUGCAAAAUGUGGGAACUUGAAAACAGCAAAGGACUUGUUCAACAAAAUGCCUCAAAAGAACUCGGUUGCUUGGAAUUCCAUGAUUGCUGCAUAUAAUCAGUACGGCCAAGCUAAGGAUAGCCUUGAUCUUUUCUUGAGUAUGCAAAUUGCUGAGCUUGUUCUUCCUGACCAAGCUACCUUUCUGGGUGUCCUUAGUGCAUGUGCUCAUUUGGGGGGUUUGAUUUUGGGACAAUGUCUUCAUGCUUACAUAUCAAAAACCAAAUGGAUCAAUGACCUCGCUGUUGGGACUGCUUUUGUAGACAUGUAUGCGAAAGUUGGAGAUCCCAACAGUGCUUGGAAGAUUUUCGACAAUUUGCAAAAGAAGGAUGUGAAGGCAUGGACUAGUAUGAUCUUAGGCUUUGCCAUUCAUGGAAAGGGCAUUGAAGCUCUUAAAACUUUCGAAACUAUGCAAGAAGAUGGUAAUAAUGUAGUUCCCGACGAGAUAACUUAUAUCGGUGUUUUGUUUGCUUGCAGCCAUGUAGGUCUAGCCGACGAAGGCCAGAGACAUUUUAACGAAAUGAGGAGUGUUCAUGGCAUUGUUCCAACUCUCGAGCACUACGGUUGCUUGGUUGAUCUUUUGAGCAGAGCUGGGCGUUUGAAAGAGGCAAUGAGUCUAGUUGAGGAAAUGCCACUACAACCAAACAUUAACAUUUGGGGUGCUAUUUUGAAUGGUUGUGAGAUAUAUGAAAAUGUUGAUUUAGCUGAUAAAGUAAGAAAUCAGAUAACAAAGUUGGAACCUCAAGCUCAAGUUAGUAGUGGGGUUUAUGUGCUUCUUUCAAAUAUAUAUGCCAAGGCUGGUAAAUGGCAAGAAGUGAAUAUGGCAAGAGAGUUGAUGCAGCAAAACACCAUUAACAAAACUAUUGGUCAGAGUUCAGUUGAGAUGAAUUUGCUAAUGAAUUUUGGUAAGAAGGCCAAAAAUUUGUCAUCGGAUUGACAGGGAGAAAUAAACACUUUCAUCAUAUUGUGCUCUCGAAAGGACAACUCUUCUCAAAAUCUCAAAAAGUGCUGAGUUGGAAUUUCAUUUUAAGUAAGAAUUAUUGUUGUUUCCGAUCCAACUACUGUCUAUGUAUGAUUAAUUUAGAUCUGACCAAUUAUCCAUCCUACCUUUACCUUCUUGACAUUCAAUUUUUGUCUUUCGAUCCUCUUUCCUAUUACUUGAAAAAUAUGAGUCGC
Messenger RNA from Cannabis sativa, 2229 nucleotides. RefSeq names its product putative pentatricopeptide repeat-containing protein At3g05240. The coding region runs from base 245 to 1990 and encodes 581 amino acids. The record is from RefSeq and is a predicted model, not a curated record. Lineage: Eukaryota; Viridiplantae; Streptophyta; Magnoliopsida; Rosales; Cannabaceae. The transcript is spliced from 3 exons. Gene Ontology annotation, biological process: RNA modification. Gene Ontology annotation, molecular function: protein binding; RNA binding.